AUGACUGAUGACAAAUUGAAAAACUUCUGCCUUUUUGAGAUUGAGAAGAUACUCAACAGCAAUGCGAGAUCUUUAAGAGAUUAUCAAUCAAUGUCAUAUCCUGAGAUGUCUGAUGUUCGCCUUUUUCAGAAUAAGCUAAUAGAGGAGGAGUUAGCAUAUGACACAAAUGAGUUGACUCAUACAAACUUAUAUACGGAACAAAAGAUGACUCAUGAGCAAAGGUUAGUAUUCGAUGAGAUACUCAAUGCUGUUAUUACAGACUCUGGUGGUUUUUACUUCCUUUAUGGGCAUAGUGGGUGUGGUAAGACAUUUAUUUGGAAUGGACUUUCUUCUGGUAUUCGGUCUAGAGGAAAGAUUGUUUUAAAUGUCGCAUCCAGUAGAAUUGCGUCUUUACUCCUAUUUGGUGGCAGAACGGCUCAUUCUAGAUUUUCAAUACCCAUUACAAUUACUGAUGAAUUUACUUGCAAUAUUAAUUAUAGCAGUUUGAAGGUUGAGCUGCUCAUCCAAAGUAGCUUAAUAAUUUGGGAUGAAGCUCCAAUGCUCAAUAAAAUGUGCUUUGAAGCACUUGAUCGGACGCUCAAGAAUCUUAUGUCAGUUACCGAUCAACAUAAGACACAUCAACUAUUUGGUGGUAAGGUUGUUGUUCUAGGAGGUAAUUUCAGACAGAUACUUCCGGUGAUACCGAAAGGGAGUAGACACGAUAUAUUAAUAUCAUUUAUUAACUCAUCCCAUCUGUGGUCGUUUUGUAAGGUUCUGAAACUGCAUACGAACAUGAGGCUUCUAAUGUCUUCUUCAGAUCAAGAUGAAGGUGAAAUGAAGAGAUUUGUUAAUUGGAUACUUGAUGUUAGAAAUGGAAAUAUUGGUUUUGUUGUUGGUGAUGAAUCAGAAAUUAAAAUUUCAGAUGAUCUAUUGAUUACAACUAUUGAUGACCCUCUCUUUCAUUUGAUAGACUUUGCAUAUCCAAAUUUGUUGCAAAGUAUGUCAGAUUACAUGUAUUUUCAAAGUAGGGCAAUUCUUACACCCACGCUUGAGAGUGUCGAGAAAGUAAACGAUUUUAUCUUGACAAUCUUUUCAGGGAUGGAAAAGGAGUAUUUGAGUUCUAAUACAUGUCAAGCUGAUGAGAAUGAAGAUGUACAAUAA
Arachis ipaensis is the source of this 1140-nucleotide messenger RNA. RefSeq lists its product as uncharacterized. The record is from RefSeq and is a predicted model, not a curated record. Gene Ontology annotation, molecular function: DNA helicase activity. Gene Ontology annotation, biological process: DNA repair; telomere maintenance. Lineage: Eukaryota; Viridiplantae; Streptophyta; Magnoliopsida; Fabales; Fabaceae.